CGCAGUAAAACGGACAUUGAACACUUCCGGUUUGUGCGAAUUGUAGUUUAUAAUUUAAUGGUUCAAAUUGCAGUCUGACCUUUGUGCUCAGUUCAAAAAGGACUCUACCACCAGCACGGGGCGCGUUAGUGGGAUGAAAGCAGCGGCUAAACUCAUGAAGGUGUUCAUAACCAGACGAAUCCCACAAGAGGGGAUGAAAAUCCUGGCAGCAGCAGAAGGAUGUGAAGUGUCUCAGUGGGACUCAGAUGAACCAGUACCGCGAUCAGAGCUCCUCAAAGGAGUUCAAGGAGCUCACGGUCUUCUGUGUUUGCUGUCAGACAAGAUCGACCAGGAGGUUUUGGAUGCUGCAGGGCCAAACUUGAAAGUAAUCAGCACCAUGUCUGUGGGAUUUGACCACUUGGUCCUUAGUGAGAUCAAAAAACGAGGCAUACGUGUCGGAUACACUCCGGAUGUCCUGACGGACGCCACUGCUGAGCUGACCGUUGCUCUGCUGUUGGCCACAUCUCGCAGAUUACCGGAAGGUGUGGAAGAGGUUAAAAGUGGUGGCUGGAGCUCAUGGAAGCCUCUCUGGUUGUGCGGUUAUGGUCUGUCUGGCAGCACAGUGGGGAUCAUUGGACUCGGACGCAUUGGAAUGGCCAUAGCUCAAAGGCUUCUGCCCUUUGGGGUGAAGAGGCUGCUGUACUCUGGGAGAACAGCCAAAAGCUACGCUGCAGAGGUGAAUGGAGAGUUUGUUCCACUGGACACACUUACAUCUGAAAGUGACUUUAUAGUUGUUUCCUGCUCGCUUACACCAGAAACCCAGGGCCUGUGUGACAAGGCCUUCUUUAGCAAGAUGAAAAAAAACGCAAUCUUCAUCAACUCCAGCAGGGGAGCUGUAGUAAACCAGGAGGAUCUGUACGACGCUUUGAGCAGCGGUCAGAUUGCCGCAGCUGGACUGGACGUAACAACACCCGAGCCUCUUCCAACAAACCACCCACUUCUAACAUUAAAAAACUGUGUGGUUUUACCACACAUAGGAAGUGCCACCUACUCCACCAGAGGCGUCAUGUCAGCGUUGGCGGCUCAAAACCUGUUGGGAGGUUUGCAGGGGUCAGACAUGCCCAGUGAACUGACCCUAUAGAAUAAAAACAAUGAAGCCAUAGUGCCAAAUGUCCCCUGCAGAGCAGUUUGAAUAUGGAAGUACGACAAUAUUAGUGCUGCAGAUGUUCUUUUAUGUGUGUUAGAUUAAAUGUUUUGUGCAACAAUUCACUUAGGAAUGAGUUCAACUUGAGCAAAACACGAUUUUAUUUAGUUAUUUCAUGUUUUUGAAAUUGGUUCAGAUAAAGAAGAGUAGCUAACCAGUACUUUAGCAAGAAAUAAUGUUUUUUUUUAAUUUCUUAAAUGUUAACAGAUUUCCUCUAAACCAGAUUAAUAUCAAACCAGAUGAAGUGAUUAUUCUCUUUUCUACUGUUUGGCUCAUUGCUACCAUUUUUAUCAUUACUGUACUUCAAAGUAACAUUACUCAAGUGAAAACUAGAAAAAAAAGUAAUAAAAUAAAAUGAUUAAAAAAUA
This is a messenger RNA of Oryzias latipes (Japanese medaka), 1551 nucleotides long. It is a transcript of the gene grhpra, whose product is annotated as glyoxylate reductase/hydroxypyruvate reductase a. Gene Ontology annotation, molecular function: NAD binding; hydroxypyruvate reductase (NADH) activity; glyoxylate reductase (NADPH) activity. The record is from RefSeq and is a predicted model, not a curated record. Gene Ontology annotation, cellular component: cytosol. NCBI's taxonomy places the organism in Eukaryota, Metazoa, Chordata, Actinopteri, Beloniformes, Adrianichthyidae.